CUAGCAACCGCGUCCUGGUCUCCCAGGCGACGUGCAGCAGCAGCGGUGGCGGCCGGCGAGGGGGAAACAUCACCAUGGAGAAGCUGUCGCUGUCCCGGGACCUGGCCGAGGCCGCCGCCCUGCAGAGGAGGAAGGAAGCCGAACGCCAGAGGCAGAGCCGGGUCUUCGAUGCCUGUGUCCGGACAAUCGGGCUUGAUAAACAGGGCUUGGAUGUCCAAGUACAUGAUAAAGAAGUCCAGAAAGAAAAUGAAAAUAAAUGGAAUGAAGCAUUGGAUGCACAAAUGGUACAAAAUGACAAGAUCGUUUGCUUACUGGACGAGCGACAGAAGGAGGACAUCAGGAACCUGAACAAGUCUAUCAAUGAGUUCAGACUGAGUUUCCAGAAGGAAGAGGACCGGCGUGAGUUUGAUCUGUAUGAUCCGCAGGCCUUAAAGAAAGACCUCCCGGCGCGUCUGUCUGACGAUGACCCCCGCUGCAGCGUUUCUGGGCUCCAGAGGCUGAUGGGAGAGGACCUAACCGAAAGCGAGAGAAAGAGAGACCAACAGGAGCAGCUCAGGGAAUGGUGUCUGCAGCAGCGGAGGGAAUUGGCCAAAGCAUUAGAAGACCAGAAGUUUGCAGGCAGUCUGUAUGACAAAAUGAGAAUUGAACUGGACAAGAAAGCCAUGGAAUUGCAGAGAAUGGAGGAAAAGGCCAGACGAGAAAUUUGUACUUUCACAAAAGAAUUCAACAGAGUUCAGGCUGAAGAAGCCUUAGAAAGAAGAAAGUUAGAGAAGCAGCAGCAAGAGGAGGACAAUUCAGUGGAGAUCUCCAACCUUACUGAAGGUGACAUGCUCUCAGAGAACCCUGCACAAGCCACCAGCGCCUUUGGUCUGCACCGCGUGGUUACCGAUCGCUGGAAAGGGAUGUCCCCAGAGCAGCUGAAGGACAUCAAUAACACCCAGCAGCAGCAGUCACUGGAGAAAAUGAGACUGAAGGAGGCAGAAAGACAGAGACAGGCAGAGUGGGACCGGCAGAAGGCGCAGGAAGCCCGCACCAUGUUACUUCUCGAGAGACAACAGAAACGCCAGGAACGUGAGCUACGCAAAGCUCAGGAUCACAUCAACCAGCAGCUUGCACAGGCGAGCAAGGCCCAGAAAGUCUACCUGGACAAAGAGGUCUUUUCCAAUACCCCCACAGCCCAAUAUUUUGAACAAUUCAACACCACCAGCCGCUGAGGAUGGAACUAGUCCCUGCAUUGCAGCACAUCAGUGACAUCCGGAUUCCGCAACGAGCACUGCAGUAAAUAAUUGCAGCUGUAAGUUUUCUACUUGUCCUUGGUGAGGGACCUUGUACAAGUCUACUGAUCCUGCAAACAUCUGGUUUCCUCAUUUUCCCUUUACACAUGUAAACCAGCCGCUGAAAAUGCAUCCACCAUGUGUGUGGCUUGAUUACAUCACCCCAAUCAGGGUGUUGCUUCAGACGUUUGCUUUCAACACUCAUAAUUAAAGCAACUUUGUAUUUUUUUGCCUGUUAUGGGCUAUUAAAUAUGGAGUCAUUA
Messenger RNA from Pseudophryne corroboree (corroboree frog), 1537 nucleotides. RefSeq names its product RIB43A domain with coiled-coils 2 (gene RIBC2). The record is from RefSeq and is a predicted model, not a curated record. The transcript is spliced from 7 exons. The coding region runs from base 75 to 1214 and encodes 379 amino acids. NCBI's taxonomy places the organism in Eukaryota, Metazoa, Chordata, Amphibia, Anura, Myobatrachidae.